AUGCGGUUACGUUGGCAUCACGUGGACUACUACGCAUUAGCGUCAAUGAAGCAGCAACGAAAACAAGAUCGGCGAACUUUGCCGUGCCCAAAGAUUGUAGAUGGUGAAGACAUUGCUUUACCCGACGACAUACCUGUCGCAUUGUUUCAGCUUCUAGCGAAUGACAGCAAGAACCUCAGUCAUGGCGUCGAUUUCUCCGAGCUCUCCGCGACCAUCCUUCCGAAAGCAGCAGCCGCUUCCAUUCUCUCGCAGUUUCUUCCUCAAAAGCAAGUAGUGUCGAAAACUUCAAGCCGCACCAUCGAAUGGAUGCUGGACAGUAACGAACUUAACGAUGCUGAACCCAUUACUCCCUUGAUGGCCAAUUUAGAGGAACCGCUACUGCAGGAUACGGAUUUUCAGAACGUCAGACGUGCGGAGGAGGAUGCAGAACCCAUCGCGAUGGAAUCUGCACCAUCCAGGGAACAUCUCGUUUCUUUACUGGACCUCGAAACAGCGUGCAAUUCAUCAACGUCUUCAAAGAGCGGCAAGCCACACAAGAUGGACAAGUUCUGUCCCAUGGACCCUCCGUGCAUCCUGGACGAUCCCAUCAAUCCCGGUCAUUCCAUGACGGAUCCGUCAACGAUUAUGAAGAAGAUGGAUCUGAUGAAACCAUCUGAAGACGCAAUGAGUGGCCUUUUAAACAGCCGUACUAAUAUGAUGUCGCUGUUGGGUCCAGGUCGGAUGGCAGUUGAUCAAGUGAAGCCGACAUACACAGAGACACUUUGCAAGGUUCUGGAGGAGCCAAGCACAAUUGUUCGUGAUUCCGCCAAGAGCGAAGCUGUUCCGCUGCUUGAUGUGCCAUUCCCAUCACUCAGCCAGUCACCAAUGGGUGAGAAGCUGGCCGUGGAGCUGAUUCACAAAGAGAAAAGCCUUCGCCUUGAAGCGCUUCCCUCCUUGAGCGUGUCAAUGAAAGACUUCAACGAGCUGGUUGUGGCUCCUCAGCUCACCUUCAACUGUGGUGGAAUCCGAUCGCUUCCAGUUCCACUUCUGCAGCAGGACGAAUUGCAAGGGGAUGGCAAUCUCCUACCUGUCACUGCGUUCUUAUCUCUAAGCGAGUCACUGAAGGCGAAUCUGACAAUGGCUUCUCGUGCAAGAGAUUUCCUGUACCUGGAUUGGCAUCUGUCGCAAGAUUUCAAGUCUUGCACUUCAUCCAAUUGCUCCAAUGCUGGCUGCAAGCUAUCUUUUCAAAAAGUUCGUUUGCUCCAAUCAGAGGCGCCUCAAUCUGACUUAAUAUUUUCUCUUAUUGAAGACAGGAUGCAGAGCAUACCCGCACAAAUGGUCUCCGAGUUUGAGCAAAAGAUGGUGCUGCCAUCAGCCCUGGUUCAGAUGGUAGAUUCGGUUUCAACCUCUCCAGCUGUUGCACCACUCUUUUCAACAUCACCACAUGCUUCCUGUGUUGCUAUUGCAGCGCAAUCGCCAUCUCAGCCUUUGUAUGGUAUCCGCGUUGCUCAUCUGUUUCUGGAGCAGGGGUUGGAAACCGCUUCGAUUGCUCACCUUGCACCUUCCUUCAAGAGGACCAGAGAAGCACUGGCAUCAGCGUUUGAGCUGGUGGAGGGUGGUGCAACGGUGGAUCACCCGAAGCUCUCCAUGCUGACCUCUCUCCUCCGAGCCCAUAAAAAGACCUACCAGUUAGACUCCAAGGGUAAUGCGGCGUCUACAGGUUCUGCAAAUGUGCUGAUUGUUGCUGACAACAUGGCGUUUUUCACCAUGUACAAGCUGCUGGGCACAUGCCAGUUCCAGCCUUUCCAGAUCGGACGUUCUGGAGCGCUCUCUGGGAUGGAUGGGAGGGGGAUACCAAAGGGGAAUUGGGAGAUGGUGCAAGGGAAGGUGAACGAAGCGCUUGAGAUUUCAGACUGCCUCCUUGUUUCACCCAAACCACGCCUACACAAGCUGCAAAGGAGUGAACCAGAAGAACCAGAAGACCGUUACGAUGAGAUUGCCAUAGCACAAGAAUCUGAAAGGCAUGCUGCCUCAAUUGGUAUGAAUGCUGCUCUAUACACGACUAUUGAAGCACCUGAGCUGGUUACAGAGCCGAACGAAUGGAGACAGGAGCAGCAUCUGUCACGUCAUUAUUCAGUGGGCGUGCCAGAAAAGAAGAAGGCUGCUGUGGAAUACAAGAGGACUGUCAUUGUGAACACGAGGGACCAGUUUGACCCCAUUGUUCUCAGACGAAGGCAACUCUAUGAUAAGAUCCUCCAGCUGGAGGAGAGUGGCAUUCAGAUCAUUGAACGAGAUCUGGUAGCACCGGCAGAGAUUGUGCUGAAUGCAUCCACUUCAUUAAUCAUCUAUAACCCCCAGCGUCUGAAGGAAGUUCAGAAACUGGCAGCAAUGGACGGUCUUCCAUCGAGUUCUCUCAUGACCGUGUGCUUGGAAGCUGUUGUGGAAACCCACCUGAAGGCUCUCAGUUUUGCCUACCAAACUUGCUUCUUGGUGUUUGAGGGAACUGACGCCUAUCUGACACAAAUCAAGUGCAAUGUUGACGACCUAUAUGCUGGAGGAGCAGCUCUGGAUCUGGACGUACAAUGUUUCUUCUCAUCAUCUGAAACCUCCACCGAGAGUUUGAUUCUCAGUCUGCUGUCUUCAGCUGCUUCCCCUUCCCCUGCUAAACAAUCAGGCUCCGAACCAUCAGACACCCAGCCCUUCCGCACCCCCCUGCCUGAAUCCGAAUCCCCACAAGAGGCCUUCCUAUGCCGCUUUCCAUCCCUCAACCCACUCUCUGCACACAUCAUCAUGACCUCAGGCUUCCCUCUGCCUGUGUUCAUGUGUCUGCACCACGAGCAGCAAGCAUCAGCAACUGUUCCUCGCGGACUUCCAUCCCGCUCCCUCAGUCUGUUCCAGGCCCAGUGUGAACACAAGACUACUCCACGGCAAGGCCCAGCUCACAUCCACAUGCCUGUUCAGGGCUCACGAAAUUCACCUCCAUCAGAAGGCAACCUACCAAUGUACCCGAGUGACAUGAGGCAAACCAGCGAUCGAGGUCACCUCCAGAUGCGCCCUGGGGCCAUCCAUCUGCUCGACCGACGGCCUCAGAAGCUGAAACCCUGUGGUGUUCGGAGCUUCCCAUCUGCAUUCGAGAUUGAGCAGGCUGAUGCAGCACCGCUUCUUGGGGAUGAAGACUAUUACCGCAACCACAUGUCUCAAGCUCGCAUGACCGAUUCUCCCAGCAGUCACUAUUCUGCAUCACCUGCCAGUAGCACAUACUUCCAAGGAGCAAGCGAAUCAGAGCCCUCUGUAGCUCCCUCCGCUUCAAGUGGCGUCAGAUCUGCCUUGCAGGGCUGGAUGUCAAGAAGGCAAUCAGCAGGUCACCAGAGUAACCCUACAGGCAGUUCAUCCUUCCAUUCAGAAGUCCCCCCAGCUGGUACACGAGGAAACCCAUAUGGCGCAAGGUCCUCCUUCCCUCAGCUCUCCCGCUAUUCUGCCCCAGGGACUCGGUCGGAUGACCACCAUUAUCCAUCAGGACACGUUCCUCAUCAGGCGCAGCCCGGUCGGCCUGAUUAUUAUCAGCAGCAACAGCAGCAGGGCCUUUCUAACACCCAGUACUAUCGGUCGCAGCAGCAGCAAUUUCAGAGCUCGCCGAGCCAUGACAGAUGGGCUUCUCCACCAGCACCACCUCAAACCAACAGACAGUUUCGUGGCAGAGAGCAAUCCACAAACCAACGGGUCUGCACGAGCCUCUUUCAAGAUGACUCUGCCAGAAGGCGAGAGGAGGCCGAUGCGUCUCUGCAGAAGUUCCGGCACACAGGGAGCAAGAUCCCCAAGCAUGUGAUGUUGAAGCGGAAACUACAAGGUGUACAGUCGUCUGAUCAAAGAGGGAGUUCUUCUAGCAGGGCGGAGGAUUCACGGCUGUCUUGGACACCUAGUGACAAGAGAGCAAGAGAGAUUCUGGCAUGUGAACGAGCUGAAGGUGAUGGGAAGCAGUGCAAAUUGGUGUGGAAGAAGCCAGCUGGCUUGUCUUUGCUCCAAUAG
Messenger RNA from Closterium sp. Yama58-4, 4005 nucleotides. Lineage: Eukaryota; Viridiplantae; Streptophyta; Zygnematophyceae; Desmidiales; Closteriaceae. The record is from the annotation of a GenBank genome assembly.